Eremothecium gossypii ATCC 10895 is the source of this 1542-nucleotide messenger RNA. RefSeq names its product aldehyde dehydrogenase (NAD(P)(+)) ALD5 (gene ALD5). NCBI's taxonomy places the organism in Eukaryota, Fungi, Ascomycota, Saccharomycetes, Saccharomycetales, Saccharomycetaceae. The record is from RefSeq and is marked provisional. Gene Ontology annotation, molecular function: aldehyde dehydrogenase (NAD+) activity. Bases 1 to 1542 code for a protein of 513 amino acids. The transcript has a single exon.
AUGCUUGCGACUGCACAGGUACGUACCCUACGCGCGCUGGUGCGCUGCUACUCGAGCCUGCCGCUGACGGUGCAGGUGCGCCUGCCCAACGGCAACAGCUACGAGCAGCCCACGGGGCUGUUCAUCGACGGCAAGUUCGUGCCUUCGCACCAGGCGAAGACGUUCGAGGUGAUCGACCCCGGGACGGAGGAGGAGAUUACGCACGUGUACGAGGCGCGGGAGGAGGACGUGGACGCGGCGGUGGCGGCUGCGAAGCGCGCGUUCUUGCCGUGGUCGCGCGCGGACCCCGAGGUGCGCGCGCAGUGCCUGUUCAAGCUGGCGGAUCUGAUCGAAAAGCACCAGGAGACGCUGGCGAACAUCGAGUCGCUCGACAACGGCAAGUCGCUGCUGUGCUCGCGUGGCGAUGUCGCGCUCGUGGCGCGCUACCUGCGCACGUGCGGCGGCUGGGCCGACAAGAUCUACGGCAACGUCAUGGAGACCGGGCCCGACCACUUCUCGUACACGCGGCGCGAGCCGCUCGGCGUCUGCGGCCAGAUCAUCCCAUGGAACUUCCCGCUGCUCAUGUGGUCGUGGAAGAUCGGCCCGGCCCUCGCGACUGGUAACACGGUGGUGCUCAAGCCCGCCGAGUCGACCCCUCUGUCCGCCCUGUACGUCUGUAACCUCGCGAACGAGGCGGGCAUCCCCAAGGGUGUGAUGAACAUUGUGCCUGGUUUCGGAAAGAUUGUCGGCGAGCAUCUCUGCACGCACCCAGAUGUCAAAAAGGUUGCCUUCACCGGUUCGACUGCCACCGGCAGGCACAUCAUGCGCACCUGCGCGGAAACCGUGAAGAAGGUCACGCUCGAGCUCGGAGGAAAGUCUCCUAACAUUGUCUUCGCCGAUGCGGACAUUGACAAGGCUGUCAAGAACAUCGGCUUCGGUAUUUUCUACAAUGCGGGCGAGGUGUGCUGCGCAGGCUCCCGUGUCUACGUGCAGGACUCUGUCUACGACGAGGUGCUCGAGAAGUUCAAGCAGUUCUCCGAGAACCUCAAGGUCGGCAACCCGUUCGAGGAGGGCGUCUUCCAGGGCGCGCAGACCUCCCAGAUGCAGGUCGACAAGAUCCUGUCCUACGUUGACAUCGGUGUCAAGGAGGGCGCCCGCAUCGUCGCGGGUGGUGAGCGUCUGGGCCGCAAGGGCUUCUUCAUCAAGCCUACCAUUUUCGCUGACGUCAACGAGAACAUGCGCGUCGUUAAGGACGAGAUCUUCGGCCCUGUCGUGACCGUUUCCAAAUUCUCGACCGUCGAUGAGGUCAUCGCCAUGGCCAACAACUCCCAGUAUGGGCUUGCCGCAGGCAUCCACACUACCGACAUCAACAAGGCCAUCGACGUGUCCAACCAGAUCAAGGCAGGCACUGUCUGGGUGAAUACCUACAACGACUUCCACCCUAACGUUCCUUUCGGCGGCUUCGGCCAAUCCGGUAUUGGCUCUGAAAUGGGUGUGCAGGCACUAGACAAUUACACGCAGACCAAGGCCGUUAGAAUGGCCAUUGAUCACGUUAAGGUUUAA